Phaethon lepturus (White-tailed tropicbird) is the source of this 2621-nucleotide messenger RNA. RefSeq names its product phospholipase C, beta 1 (phosphoinositide-specific) (gene PLCB1). Gene Ontology annotation, biological process: lipid catabolic process; phosphatidylinositol-mediated signaling; memory. Gene Ontology annotation, cellular component: cytoplasm; nuclear speck. The transcript is spliced from 23 exons. NCBI's taxonomy places the organism in Eukaryota, Metazoa, Chordata, Aves, Phaethontiformes, Phaethontidae. The annotation marks the transcript as partial. Gene Ontology annotation, molecular function: phosphatidylinositol-4,5-bisphosphate phospholipase C activity; calcium ion binding; calmodulin binding. The record is from RefSeq and is a predicted model, not a curated record.
GGCAGAUAUCAGUGGAUGGAUUUAUGCGAUAUCUGAGUGGAGAAGAAAAUGGCGUUGUUCCACCUGAGAAACUGGAUUUAAAUGAAGAUAUGUCUCAACCACUGUCACACUAUUUCAUCAACUCCUCACACAACACCUACCUCACAGCUGGACAGCUGGCCGGUAACUCAUCGGUGGAGAUGUAUCGGCAAGUGCUUUUGUCAGGCUGCCGCUGUGUGGAGCUGGACUGCUGGAAAGGACGAACAGCUGAAGAAGAGCCGGUCAUUACACAUGGAUUCACUAUGACAACUGAAAUAUCCUUCAAGGAAGUAAUAGAAGCUAUUGCUGAAUGUGCAUUUAAGACAUCGCCCUUUCCAAUCCUCCUUUCCUUUGAAAAUCACGUGGAUUCCCCUAAACAACAGGCAAAAAUGGCAGAGUACUGCAGAUUAAUAUUUGGAGAUGCACUGCUUAUGGAUCCAUUGGAAAAAUACCCGCUUGAACCUGGGGUUCCUCUCCCAAGCCCUAUGGAUUUAAUGUACAAAAUUCUGGUGAAGAAUAAAAAGAAGUCACAUAAGUCUGCAGAUGGAAGUGCAAAAAAGAAGCUCUCGGAGCAAGCUUCCAACACGUGCAGUGAUACAUCUAGUAUGUUUGAACCUUCCUCUCCUGGAGCAGGAGAAGCAGAGAUUGAGAGCGAUGAUGAUGAUGACUAUGAUGAUGACUGUAAAAAGUCGUCGAUGGAUGAAGGUACUGCUGGAAGCGAGGCUAUGGCCACAGAAGAGAUGUCUAAUUUGGUGAACUACAUUCAGCCUGUGAAGUUUGAGUCAUUUGAAGUAUCAAAAAAACGCAACAAAAGUUUUGAAAUGUCUUCCUUUGUGGAAACCAAAGGGCUCGAGCAACUCACAAAGUCUCCUGUGGAAUUCGUGGAAUACAACAAAAUGCAGCUAAGUCGAAUUUACCCAAAGGGAACACGUGUAGAUUCUUCGAACUACAUGCCACAAGUUUUCUGGAAUGCCGGCUGCCAAAUGGUUGCUCUUAACUUCCAGACUGUAGAUUUGUCUAUGCAAAUAAACAUGGGAAUGUACGAGUACAAUGGCAAAAGCGGAUACAGGUUAAAGCCAGAGUUCAUGAGAAGACCAGACAAACACUUUGAUCCAUUUACUGAAAGUAUAGUGGAUGGAAUUGUAGCUAACACCUUGUCUGUGAAGAUAAUUUCAGGUCAGUUUCUUUCUGAUAAAAAAGUCGGUACUUAUGUAGAAGUUGACAUGUUUGGCCUGCCUGUGGAUACAAGAAGAAAAGCUUUGAAGACCAAGACCUCUCAAGGCAAUGCAGUUAAUCCUGUCUGGGAAGAAGAAACCAUAGUGUUUAAGAAGGUCGUUUUACCUUCCCUGGCAUGUUUGAGGCUAGCAGUGUAUGAAGAAGGAGGGAAAUUUAUUGGUCAUCGGAUAUUACCAGUCUCAGCAAUUCGACCAGGCUAUCACUACAUCUGUUUGAGGAACGAGAGGAACCAACCUUUGACGCUGCCAGCUCUCUUUGUGUACAUAGAGGUCAAAGACUAUGUACCUGAUACUUAUGCAGAUGUGAUCGAGGCCUUAUCCAAUCCAAUCAGAUAUGUAAACCUGAUGGAGCAGAGAGCUAAGCAACUGGCUGCACUGACUCUAGAAGAUGAAGAAGAGGUAAAGAAAGAGAUUGACCAUGGAGAUGCACCAUGCGAAGCUAACAAUGAACCUAGGCCAACACCAGCAGAAAAUGGAGUAAAUUACACUGCCUCUCUUACACCGAAACCAGCAACUCAGGUUGUCCAUAGCCAACCAGCACCAGGUUCGGUGAAAGCACCUGCAAAGACAGAAGAUCUUAUUCAGAGUGUCCUCACAGAAGUGGAAGCACAGACUAUUGAGGAGCUAAAACAACAGAAGUCUUUUGUUAAGCUUCAGAAGAAGCACUACAAAGAAAUGAAGGACCUUGUAAAGAGGCACCACAAGAAAACUACUGACCUUAUCAAAGAGCACACUGCAAAGUAUAAUGAAAUCCAAAAUGACUACCUGCGACGAAGAGCAGUUUUAGAAAAAACAGCAAAAAGAGACAGUAAGAAAAGAUCUGAAACUGGCAGCCCAGACCACACUUCUUCAACUAUUGAACAGGAAUUAGCUGCACUUGACUCUGAAAUGACCCAGAAGCUAGUCGAGCUCAAGGAGAAGCAACAACAGCAGCUGUUAAAUCUCCGACAGGAGCAGUAUUACAGUGAAAAGUACCAGAAACGAGAGCACAUUAAGCUGCUUAUUCAGAAGUUGACAGAUGUAGCGGAGGAGUGUCAGAACAGCCAGCUAAAGAAACUGAAGGAAACUUGUGAAAAAGAAAAGAAAGAAUUGAAGAAAAAAAUGGACAAGAAGAGGCAGGAGAAGAUCACAGAAGCAAAGUCCAAGGAUAAAAAUCAAAUGGAAGAAGAGAAGACUGAAAUGAUUCGAUCAUAUAUCCAGGAGGUGGUGCAGUACAUAAAACGGCUAGAAGAUGCGCAGAGUAAAAGACAGGAGAAACUUGUAGAAAAGCACAAGGAGAUUCGUCAGCAAAUAUUGGAUGAAAAGCCUAAGCUCAGAACUGAUUUACACCCUGAAACACUGUCUCUCCCUCAUAUGUAUCAUUUCUAA